Molecule: messenger RNA, 1678 nt
Organism: Dicrocoelium dendriticum
Lineage: Eukaryota; Metazoa; Platyhelminthes; Trematoda; Plagiorchiida; Dicrocoeliidae
Source: the annotation of a GenBank genome assembly
GGGACGUAUUUGUGCGUUUUCAUGGCAAUGGAAAGUAGCGUGACUUGUCCCAUCUGUCUAGGGUUGCUUUACAAACCUAUAUUGCUUCCAUGCAGUCAUGUGUUUUGCCGGGAAUGCAUCCUUUCGGCUGUCGAUUUAACUGCGUCACAAUGCCCUCUGUGCCGGUUCAGAUUAUCGAAUUGGUUACGCAAGAUAAGAGACAUUGACUCCGUUAUCAGCCAUGAACGGGAACACCAACUCCGCAGUCUAUUUCCCAGUUACUACAAAGAGAAGGAUUUAGGAAAGUCCCCCGUGCUUUCUAAAUCAGAUCUUGCUUCUAUCAAACGCAUCACUGGUGGAGGCAACCCUCGCGAUGGUCAGUUAGUAUCAGGAGGGGAGCUACAUGACGAUUAUUUAAAGGAAGUUGAAAAGUACUCUCGUUUACGCAAAAUGGAAGAGAAGAAAAAUGAGGAAGCAUCUCUUGCUUUAGCCUCUCAACUGUUAGCUGAAGAUGAACUGGAGGCUUCAAUUUAUGUGCCAUCCGGUGAUCCAGCAAACCGCUUGGCGGCUUCAGCAAUGGACACACUUAUUGAUGGAUCCAUCAAACUUUCGAACUCCGUCAGAAAGUGUCCCAUCGCUACUUAUCACAGAGCUUCUCGUCGUCAGCGUACAACGUUACUGGACUACGCGGUUUUGCAGUCAAACCGCCAGAAUAUUGAGAAUAAUGAGGAGCCCAAAAAGAAUGACAAUCAGGACGAGGUGUUUGCUCGUGAGCUGCAGUCGAAAUACUCCUCAACAUUUUCGCAACUGGUUUCAGUGCCUCAACGCAAAAGGCGCUGUCGACGUUCGCGCCGAUGAACCUCGGACUGGUCCUGCACAGCACUCAGUUACCGUCAACCAUUAUUUUUCUGCAUUUAUGUCUCAUGCGACAUAUAUUUGUCUCCUCAGAACAUUACUUUUGACGGCUUGUUUUCAUUGUUUAAGCAGAAACAACUACCAUUCUCUUUCCUUUAACGGACGGACUUCUGUACUUACGCCUUUGUUAACUUGUGACCCUUAUAGUGCUCUUAUUAUUCUUGGUCUGCAUCUUUUGUCCGGGGAAAUGCGUCUAACUGUCAGUCACAAGCUGCUUCAUGCGACCCUUUCCUCGCGUCUCUCCUGUGUCUUCUGUUGUAGUUAUACAUUUAUGUAUUACGCUUUCUGAUUUGUCUCAGCUUAACCACCCUCGAACGGUCUGCUUAAUCCAUCCAUACAUCCAUCACUUCCAAAAACUUUCCUUGACAUCUGUUCCGAUAUUUCUUACACCUAAAACAAAUGUGCUUGUAAGCAGUCUUUGCUUGCCCAUUGCUCACAUCACCUUCUCUAUCUCACCCUUUGUUGUUGAACUGUAGACACUGACCCGAGUGUAGGCUAUGAUUUCCCGAACGUCUAGCUUGAUGGAGAUGUACCGUUUCUCUCCCGGUUAGCACUAUUUUGAUCUUUUUCGACCGCCAUAUUUUUUGUGGUCCUGCUUGAAUUAAACUGUUGCCACUAUUCUUUACAACCGGUACCAUAAAUCGAGAAGAUGGAGUCGUUAUGGCAGUCAACGACAGCGCUCGGUACCCUAUUAAUGGGUCAACGUAUUGCUUAUCGUUGGCCACUUUCCCCUCCCUUUGUGUCAACUUAUCAACCGAUAUGCAUACAAUCAAAUUUGCCUUUG